Periconia digitata is the source of this 1239-nucleotide messenger RNA. The record is from the annotation of a GenBank genome assembly. Lineage: Eukaryota; Fungi; Ascomycota; Dothideomycetes; Pleosporales; Periconiaceae.
CUCGGCUUGCGAGUUCCCCCUCCUCUGAAGCACUCGGCAAUUUUGACUUGGAGGGAAGUGAAGUCUCAUGGCGUCAUUGCCGGACAGAAACCAUCAAUUGAUGGCAAAGGACGGUGGACUGAACAUCGAUACCCCUGGAAUCUCUCCUCAUUCUCAUGCAACCGAGCUUAUGCCUGACAUAUUCUUGUCCACCGACUCAGCCUGAAAUGGGGGAGAGCUCAGCCGUCACAUGACCCAAGCCUUCAGAUCCUCCUCCACUGUCCCAGCCACACCCAAUAACGAGCUUUGUCCUCCACCAGACCCCCAACAUCUCAAGCCUCCGAGCCGGGCCAACCCUGCUUCACCCAAACAGCGACGGUCGCUAUAGCCGGCAGCUCCCUCCCCCAAUCUCUUCGUCACCGCUGUGUGUCAGACCCCGCUCCUCGGAAACUUGUACUAUAUGCGGAGAAGCUCGCGGGAGAGUCGACUCCAGAGAGCGCAAGCAAGCGACUUCAAGGGUGGAUUCUUGCGCCCUGAUAGCUACACGGAUAUACAUCUAUUUCCAACAGAAUCGCCGCAAAAGAAAAGAAACCUGAUAAAAAGGGAAGAAAGAAAAGAAUAACAUCACCUUUCCACAACCUCCCUCCAACAAGCGAAACCGAGAAUGCUACGUCUUGCACUUCCCCACCCACAUAACCCCCAACAAAUCACCAGGGCAAACAAUUUAUCCCCCCUCCCCACCCCUUCCGUACAAAAAAUAACCCCUAAAAACAGGUACACAAGACGUACAUGAUGCAAUCUAGCUCCUUUCCAGUCCCGCAUCACACCCUCCCUUCUCUCCUACUCCCUGCGCGCCAGCAUAACCCCGUCUUUCUUCACCGGACACGUCCCUCGUCCCGCACCACUGUCAUCGGUGAUUACUCACUCCAAAAAAAUAAAAUAAUCAGGGUCUGGUCUAGCGAUCAGCACAUAAAGAGAAGGAGGAAGAAAAUCGGGUAUGUACAACUUCCCCCGUUAUCGACCCAAGGGUGGAACACGAUGUGGAAACUGCAUUACUCGAACUACUAUACAGAAUCCAGUGAUUCGCUAAGCCGAACCAAAUAUCUCUUAUUUUCAGUUUUUUGUUUUGUGUAUAGAACUAUUACACGGAUGUAUAUCUGCGCUUUACCCUCCCCUUCUAGUGAUUCAACCGUCAAACAAAGCGCAGAAACAGGAAGGAAUUACGAUUGUCUUCGUGAGUUUGGCAAUGGUUUGAUAUGA